This is a messenger RNA of Choloepus didactylus (southern two-toed sloth), 495 nucleotides long. Its product is annotated as peptidyl-prolyl cis-trans isomerase A-like. The coding region runs from base 1 to 495 and encodes 164 amino acids. The transcript has a single exon. NCBI's taxonomy places the organism in Eukaryota, Metazoa, Chordata, Mammalia, Pilosa, Megalonychidae. The record is from RefSeq and is a predicted model, not a curated record. Gene Ontology annotation, biological process: protein peptidyl-prolyl isomerization. Gene Ontology annotation, molecular function: peptidyl-prolyl cis-trans isomerase activity.
AUGGUCAACCCCACCAAGUUUUUCCACAUGUCUGUUGACAUCGAGCCCUUGGGCCACGUCUCCUUUGAGCUGUUUGCAGGCAAAGUUCCAAAGACAGCAGAAAAUUUUCAUGCUCUGAGCACUGGGGAGAAAGGAUUUGGUUAUAAGGGUUCCUACUUUCACAGAAUUACUCCUGGGUUUAUGUGCCAGGGUGGUGACUUCCCACACCAUAUUGGCACUGGUGGCAAGUCCAUCUACAGGGAGAGGUUUGAUGAUGAGAACUUCAUUCUGAAGUAUACAGACCCUGGCAUCUUGUCCAUGGCCAAUGGUGGACCCAACACAAAUGGUGCCCAGUUUUUCUUCUGCACUGCUAAGACUGAGUGGUGGGCUGGCAAGCACAGGGUCCUUGGCAAGGUGAAAGAGGUCGUGAAUAUUAUGGAGGCCAUAGAGAGCUUUGGGUCCAGGAGUGGCAAGGCCAGCAGGAAGGUCAUCAUUGCCAACCAUGGACAAGUCUAA